AUGAUGCCCUACAACCCAGCGCUCGCAGCGCGCUCGAUACAAAGAUGUCUCUCGCAUACUCUCAGAAGCCAAACAUUACGAAGAGGCGCAACAUACUCAUCAAUUCCCGCGCAACGCUUCUCCACGACCCCAUCCUCUCGCCAUAAUCCCACCACCAGCACAAGCGGCACCGUCGACCCCACCGAAGUAUCGCACUUCAAUGCCCUCGCCUCCACCUGGUGGGAUCCGCACGGCCCCUCGCGCCUCUUACACCUCAUGAACCCGCUGCGCCACUCUUUCAUAUCACAAUGCCGCCUCUCCACACCCACCGAGAAACUGCGCUACCUCGACAUCGGGUGCGGCGGCGGCAUAUUCGCUGAAUCGGCUGCGCGCCUGCCCACUACGAAGAGCGUCACGGCUAUCGAUCCGACGCCUGAGGUCUUGAAGAUUGCGGAGGGGCACAAGAGGCGCGAUCCAACGCUCAUGCAGCCGGGGAGGUUGAGUUAUUUGAACACGUCGAUUGAGGAUUUACCGCUGCCUGCCACCCCGAACGAGGCAUUUGAUAUCGUGACGCUCUUCGAAGUCCUCGAGCACGUCAAUGCGCCCCGGCCCGUUCCUCGAACAUGUGCUGCCGCACGUCAAGCCGGGGGGCUGGUUGAUUCUCAGCACGAUUGCGCGCACGUGGACGAGUUGGGCGGUGACGAACGUCAUGGCGGAGGAUGUGCUGGGCAUAGUACCCAAGGGCACGCACGAGUGGAGUAA
Messenger RNA from Parastagonospora nodorum SN15, 741 nucleotides. RefSeq lists its product as hypothetical. Bases 1 to 741 code for a protein of 246 amino acids. The transcript has a single exon. The record is from RefSeq and is a predicted model, not a curated record. Gene Ontology annotation, molecular function: 2-methoxy-6-polyprenyl-1,4-benzoquinol methyltransferase activity. Gene Ontology annotation, biological process: ubiquinone biosynthetic process. NCBI's taxonomy places the organism in Eukaryota, Fungi, Ascomycota, Dothideomycetes, Pleosporales, Phaeosphaeriaceae.